Messenger RNA from Petromyzon marinus (sea lamprey), 7747 nucleotides. NCBI's taxonomy places the organism in Eukaryota, Metazoa, Chordata, Hyperoartia, Petromyzontiformes, Petromyzontidae. The record is from RefSeq and is a predicted model, not a curated record.
GAAGGUGGUUGGUCUAUGGCUGCUGGAUGUAAGGGAGGGAGUGAGGCUGUGUGUGAGUGAGGCUGUGCCCGUGGCUAAGGGCUCGGUUGGCAACCUCCAUCCUCCCCUUACCACCCCCUCCCUCUUCUCUGUCCCACUCACUCGAGUCGCGGCUCCAGCUUUGGGUGCUCAGAUCUCUCAGCUGAGACCCACCAGUUUGCAUCUCAAGAUCGAACUUAGAAAGCUUCGCCUGGAGUCGUUCGAACUUGUAUUUCGUUGCGUUUGUUCGAGUCCGUUUAAUGAGGUCGUUCCGUCGUUAUCGUACGAGGUUUUUUCUUAUUUAUUUAAAUAGCGUUGUCACACAAAAAAAAAAUCGACGCCCGCCGUCGCCGUGAAGUCGGCAAGAAGUUACCGGCAACUUCCAAGGGGCAUUUUGGCAGUGGUGUUCUUAGGCUCUCAGCCGUUCGUGGCGGCAUCAAGAUCACCCGAGGGUGAUUUCUAGAAGCAAGAGAGGAGGAGGAGGAGGAAGAGGGGUUUUUUGUAAGUUGGGGAAGAAAAACGACAAAAAACCCAAAGAAGACGAAGACCAAAAAGGGCCCCCUCCCCCAUCGUAAAGCGACUUCGACACCAGGCGUUCUGCACAUGUAGCCAUCAUCGUUGUUAUCACCGUUGUGGAAGGUCCUGUUAGCUUACGUGGCAGCCCAGGUGUGCAGGGUUACACGUGGCAGCCAAGGUGUGUGGGAGCCAGGUGUGGAGGGUUACACGUGGCAGCCAAGGUGUGUAAAGGGGUGUUGUAGGAGGAACCUCAGCGCGUUAAGGGUGGCACUGGGCACCCUGAUCCAGGGGUGGAGGUUCCGGGAUCCAGGUGAGGGGCAGCGAUGACGGACGUGUGGGAGUUGCUGCUGCCCUAUCUGCCCACCGUGCGCAUCCCCACAUCGGGGACUCGAAUCUACAAGGAUGAAUGCGCCUUCUCUUUCGACAGCCCGGAGUCGGAGGGCGGCCUGUACGUGUGCAUGAACACCUUCCUGGGCUUUGGGCGAGAGCACGUGGAAAAGCACUACCAGAAGACGGGCCAGUGCGUCUACAUGCACCUCAAGCGCACACGGCGUGAGAAGCCCCAGGGAGCGUGUGGUGGAGGAGGGGCAAGCGAUGGAGAAGACACCACCCUCCGCCUUCUCUCUGUGACAGAUCUGCGGGACGAGGAGGAGGAGGAGAGGGAGAGCCAGGACUUUGUGGAGGAGGCUCGACUCGUGGUGUUUCCGGAGCAGCUGGAGAUUCGGCUGCCCAACAUUGAGGAGCUGCCGGCCAUGGUGUCCAUCGCGUGCGACUCGGUGCUCAGGGCCGAUACGUCGGUGCGGACGCUGCUUUCGGAGCCGUGGGACAAGGAGUUCCGGCAGGUGUCACGGCACGCCGAGACGCUCAAGCAGCAGGGCGCCGAGGUCCGCGUGCCACCCCGGGGCUGGAAGUGCGAGCAGUGCUCCGUUCGCAAGAACCUGUGGCUGAACCUGACGGACGGCUCGGUGCUGUGUGGGCGCAAGUACGUGGACGGCACGGAGGGCAACGGCCACGCGCUGCAGCACUUCCGCACCACCGGGCACCCGCUCGCCGUCAAGCUCUCCUCCAUCAGCCCCGACGGCGCAGACGUCUACUCGUUUGACGAGGACGAGAUCGUCAUCGACCCCAAACUCCCCGAGCACCUCGCCCAUUUCGGCAUCGACGUCAUGUCCAUCUCGCAGGAGGCCGAGCGGACGGACGGGGUGCAGGGCCCACCGACAGGUGAGUGGGCCGCCCUGCAGGAGGUCGGGUACAAGCUGAAGCCCCUGUACGGGCCGGGCUACACCGGCCUGCGCAGCCCUGGCCGGUGCUCCUACCUGUCGGCCCUCAUGCAGGUCCUCUUCAGCAUCAGCCACUUCCAGCGAAGGUACGUCGGGAAUCUGCACCGGAUAUUCGAAGAGUCGCCCCUUGACCCCACGCAAGAUUUCAGCACGCAGAUGGCGAAAUUGGGCCACGGUCUGCUGUCAGGGCUUUACUCAAAGCCUCCGCCCAAGUCGGAUAUCAUAGAGCAGGUGACGAGAGAGGACAUCAAGCCCCCGGAGCCGCGCGGCGUCUCGCUGGGCAUGAUCAAGGAGCUCGUGAGCCGAGGCCACCCGGACUUCUGCACCGACCGGCAGCAGGAUGCCUUCCAGUUCUUCAACUACAUGAUUAGCCUCAUCGAGAUGAACAGUGGUGCCGAGGCGACGUCGCCGAGCCGGGCGUUUGCGUUCCGCUUGGAGGAGCGCGUGCAGUGCUGCCAGUCGCGCAAAGUUCGCUACCAGCACCGGCCCGAGCACUCCGUCAGCCUGCCGGUGCCGCUCGAGUCGGCGCACAACCGAGGGGAGCUGCUGGAGGUGGAAAGGAAGCGGCGCGAGGCGGUGGAGCAGGGGCGGCCGGAGCCCCGGGGGGUGCGCGCCCGCGUGCCCUUCGGGGCCUGCAUGCAGGCCUUCGCCGAGCCCCAGAACGUCGAUGACUUCUGGAGCUCCGAGCUGCAGGCCAAGGCGCCGGCCGUGAAAACCUCGUGGUUUUCAACGUUCCCGGAAUACCUCGUGAUCCACCUGAAGAAGUUCACAUCAGAGCAGGACUGGGUCCCGAAGAAGAUCGACGUCUCGGUGGACAUGCCCGAUGAGCUGGACCUUAACGAGCUGCGGGGAACGGGGCUGAAGGCCGGCGAGGAGGAGCUGCCCGACAUCUCCCCGCCCGGCCUCCUCUCGUCGUCGCCGUCGCUGAGGCGCCGCUGUGCUGGGCGCCAUCGCUCCUGGGGGGGCGGCCAAGACGAGGAUGAUGAGGACGACGACGAGAGCGGGGACGGAGAGGGGAUCAGAGUGCCGUUCCUUGACGAGGUGGCCGUCUCGACCCUGGAGGAGAUGGGGUUCCCGCGCGAGGCCUGCCGCAAGGCCGUCUACUUCUCCGGGAGCCUGGGCCUCGAGCCUGCCGUCGACUGGAUCAUGAAUCACCUCGACGACCCCAACCUGGCAGAGCCACUGCACAUCCCGGGACAGCUGUCACCUCCGUGCGGCGAGCGGGCAGCGGGAGACGGAGAGCUGGGAGGGCGGCGGCAACACGGCCGCCGGAAGAUGUCGCGGCCGUCUCAGCCGCCCCCGCCCGAGGAGAGCGUCGCGAUGAUCGUGUCGAUGGGGUUCACGCGCAGCCGCGCCUUCCGCGCCCUCACGGCCAACAACAACAACCUGGAGCGCGCCACCGACUGGAUUCUGACCAACAUGGCGGACGCGGGCUCGGAUGGGGACGAGGAGGACGAGGAGGAGGAGGGGGCAGUGGCAGGGGCAGCAGCAAAAGGGGCAGCAGCAACAUCGGGGGCAGCAGCAGCAGGAGUACCAGCAGCAGCAGCAUCGGGGGCAUCAGCAGCAGGAGUACCAGCAACAGCAGCAGAAGGGGCAGCAGCAGGAGUACCAGCAACAGCAGCAGGAGGGGCAGCUGCAGUGAACGCUGCUCCUGCUAAGGUGGAACCUGUGGCGCCCAGCAGCACCGCCCUCCCAGAGGCCCACAGGAACGGGCCUCUCCCGAGCGGCGCGAUGAGCAACGGGAUGUCGGAAUACCCCGACGGGCCCGGACGCUACCGUCUGUUUGCCUUCAUAAGCCACAUGGGCACAUCCACCAUGUGCGGACACUACGUGUGCCACAUCCGCAAGGAGGGCCGGUGGGUGAUCUACAAUGAGGACAAGGUGUGCGCCUCCGAGAAGCCUCCCAAAGACCUCGGAUACCUCUACUUCUACAAGCGCAUGCAGAGCUGAGAGAGGCGCCCACACCAAACCCCCAGCAGCAGUCACCGGUCCCGUCAGCCACUGCAGCAGCCCCCCCCCCGCCCCGUCAAAGGCACGGGGUGGGGGUAAGAGUGGGGUAGCGUGCACAAUGACUUCUCCAAAUCUGGACGUACCCCCCCCACCCCCCGUCAAAGUGCAACGUGGAGCAGGGUGGGGUCGCCACUUGUGUCCGGGUUUUUCUUCCCCAGCAUUGAGGAAGCAGCUGUCCUGGGAAAUCUGUCAUUCUUUGCGGAACAUUAAAAUAUCCCAUUUUUUUUGCUCAUCUACAUAAUAAUGAUAUACUUCUCAAGGCGAUGCAUUCACAUGCAGCUCUCUCCCCUAUUCUGGUAUUGUAUGUUGAACUUCUUUCGCACCGUACGCGCUAAUCAGCGGUGCCGGGGAAGGACAACAAAUAACCACAAAAAGCAGUUAUAAAGAAAUUCGUUUUCAAAUUUUGAAAUUAUCUUCCCAUGAUAUGUCCCGGGUUGUCUGUUGUUGUUAUUCUGCAGAGGUGGCAACCCUAGCAUAGGAAGUCUUCAAUCACAUCCUUUGGGUAAGGCUACCAAAUUUCUGGUAAGCUGGCCCCGCCCCCAACCCCGCCUCACUUUAACAGCCUCAUCCGCUGGCCCCAUGCACACAGCGAGUGGGUGGGGCUCUCUCACUUUGGCCCUGCCCACCGCUCAUAGGUCCCACCCACUCAUCGUCCAGCUCCACUCACAACCCAGGUAGCUCCACCCUUAAGACUGUUUCGUAAAAAUCACAAGGACAUGGGACGGCACUUGGGGCAACCUCCAGGAGUGUGUCGCGGCCAAAACGGGGACUUUUGGGGUAGCCUUAACUUUGUGAGAUCCUACGUGGGAGGCGAGGGAUGGAUGCCAAUGGGAUGUGCAGAUUUACCAAUUUGUAGAGAGGGAUGCUGAAAGCCAGGCACCGUUCUCUCUUACUAAGCCAAUUGUUCGUUCCAGUGGUGAACUGGCAGUCCCCCAUGAGCAGUGAGAUCCUACGUGGGAGGCGAGGGAUGGAUGCCAAUGGGAUGUGCAGAUUUACCAAUUUGUAGAGAGGGAUGCUGAAAGCCAGGCACCGUUCUCUCUUACUAAGCCAAUUGUUCGUUCCAGUGGUGAACUGGCAGUCCCCCAUGAGCAGUGUUUCAUUUACACUUGAAUGGACAUACGUAAUCUAGACUUCCCCCCCCCCCCCCAUUGGCACCACCUAUACACCCAUGACAUCUUGGGUACACCCACCUGCCAGGCCCUUGCCCAAGUUUCGUCCCUGUGGUAAUGGGCAUUGUGUACUGUGGGGUUUCCUUAGAGCAGUGGUGGGCAACCAACGCAACAAGAAGAGACUUUUUUGUCGAACUCUGUAAAAAAAACCUCUCAAUAUUUCAAGAGCCGCAAUGCAAUGCGAAUAACGUCGCGCAAGCAGUACUUAUAAGAGCCGCAUGCGGCCCCGAAGCUGCAAGUUGCCGACCCCUGCCUUAGUGGCGUGCCCUCUGCCUUAUGCCUGGCGCUGAGAGCCUCAGGCACUACCUGUCCACGAGGGCAGGAGCAAGUAGCAGGCGUGCCGAGUGCAAUGCUGCCGUGCGAUCCGAGGCGGUGUCUAGAAAAGGAUUUGCCAAAAUUACGUUUAAAACUCACCACUUUGUGAUGAGAGCCUUACUUGAAGAGUUCCCCACACUUCAACGAAAACAAAUCUCAAGAUUUGAUGUUAGUUCGUUUUUCUGUCGAAAAAUACAGCCACACAUUUUAAAAGCUUUUGUGCACUUUACAAUCCAUAACUGUUUUGUAAAAAAAAGCAAGUUGAGAAGUCCCUCUCGCAAGAGCGAAAGAGCCACCACCGUCACGAAUUUAUUUUUUGCGCGAGAGCGAGCUUGUCAGUUGACGACGGUGGAAGUGAACAAAUGUUGCGGUCGAGUUUUGAGUGUUGAAACCGUCCCAGCGGCGUUCCCAUACGGCGGCUUCGUGGGAUUCACUCAGCCGCGUUCCAGUGCCGCGACUGCAUCACAAAAGCCCACCACUGAUGUGGAAAAAUGUAAUUUUAUUUUUAAUGUAACUCGUUUGUUCUUGAACUCUGCUACCCUCGAUUUUCGUGGAAAACGUGUACGGGCGGCGUGAUUUUUUUGUUCUUUUCUUUCCGUGACCGCAGUUACAUCGCAAAAAAACUGCACCCAAGUGAGAUUUAAACAAAAAAAACGAUGCCGAGGCUGUUUUCUUUGCUGAUAGAGCAGCACGGACCUCCGUGAUGAAUAACGAAACGAACGAUUAUAAACACGACUGAAUGUUAACAAAUCGCACACCUAACAGGCUAAUAAAAACGUUUGUACCAGAGCGAGCAAUUUUCCGAUUUAUUUCAAGAGGCACGUUCCCACGCUGUGUGUGCGGGGAGGCCCUCAACCAGUGGAUUGACUAGGAGUGGUCGACUUUGAGUUACAUCCAGUAUUUCCGACUGGUUUAGGGGUUGAACCCAGAUUUUUGCAGAAGCUUACAAAUGGAUUUAAGAGGCGAGCUUCAGUUAUUAAGGCAUUUACAUGGUGGUUUCUGCUCACAGCCAGAAGAAGUGUUUGCAACAUUGCUUUAAUGGUAGGGGUGGUGAGCCUACAGCCCCCGCGUGAGCCAUAUCCGACCCACGACUUCUAUUUCAUACGGCCCUCAACUGCAGGAGGCCCCUCACUGCGCAACAGCCCGCAAACAAUAUAAACCCUUUCCCAUUCUGAUGACGUACUUGCAUCGGUUUUUCCAAUUCCGUUCCGAUGACGUACUGCGUCUCUCGCAAGGUCAAGUGGGAGGGCGUGUGGCACGGUUUGGCGCCAGCUAUCACAGUGCGGUCGUGUCGCAAUGGUUCUCUGCGGCGAGUACGUUUUUUUUUAAAAAACGUUGUGCUAUGCCUCUCGAAGUAAAAUUAACGCCAACCGCUCGUGCGUUGCGAGAUUCGGCAGUGGACGAGACCCACCCUGCGUCUCGGAACGGGAAAGGGGUUUAGUCCAUCACGGCAUACAUCUUAGCCACGCUCAUCGGGUACUGGAGGGUAAAAUGUCGACCUGGCAAUAACGCUCUUAAACAUCAGCACGCUCAAGUCUACCAAGACAGGGCAUAUAAUGACCGUUGUCAAUUUAUUCUUUAUUCGUCAUCAUCAUCAUCGCUGCUUAACAAUCGCCCACAUUUAUUUUUAAGCUCGGCCACAAACUCGCACAACCACGGAGAAGAGGUCAGGGCACUCGACAUCGUCGUGACCUUUUUGCUGGGAUCAACAACGAACAAAAGCGCUCGUUGCAUUGGAAGACUUGCGUUAAUUGAAAACGCCUGGCAGAUGGCGCCACACAAGAGCACACUACAAACGCUGGCACUGAAACACGCAUGGUUUGUGGUGGUUGUGGUGGUGGUGGAAGUGACGGUUGAGUCAGUGGUGGACAAGGGUUCGGGUAACAGAGGCACAGACAUAGACCUCAGAGCAGACACCAAAUACGACCACGAGAAGCCAACAUCAAAAGAUAUUGUAAAAUCAUCUUUUUUUUUUUGCUUAGAACCGCAGCAGCAGAUUCAUUUCACGAUUAUUCCGUUAUAAAAUGUACAGCAUGCGUGCACUGAAGACCUUAACAUCCACAUACUGCGGUAUAUUCGAAUAAGUAUCUACGCCGUAAAUGUAUUUGUAUUUGCUUUUUUUUACUUCAACCGUAACAAAUCAACACUGCCAUUUGCUUUGGUCCUGGGACGCGUAAUUGAAGGAGAUCAUCACCUUGUACACCAGUGGCGUAGCGUGGUUGGCAUGGGCCUUGGUGCAGGAUAUUACAGACGGCGGGCAGACUCUCCUAUGGAAUGCCCUCCCGUGCCUCGACCCCUCUGGCCCGUGGAUUCCCAGUGCCUUCGCACCACCUGCCCAUUCCAUCGCCACGCCGCUUGUGGUUUACCUCAUUGUAUCGUUUGAUAUCUGGGGUACAAAACUCUCCAAGUCGGCCUCUGUUGCAAGAGGCACCUCAUUUU